CAGACAGACAGACAGACAGACAGGUUUUAAUGAGUUAGUGACAGUCGGAGUGGAUGGCCAGAUGAGAGCUUUAACCCAACUUGUCUUCCCUUAAAGCUGACGGAGGUGUGUGUGUGUGAUGCCUGAAGGAUCCCUCUGCUCCUCCCAUGACGUCCCCAUGGAUGAAGAGUCUCCCCGCCUGUCCUCUGGCUCCGUCAGCAGCAAUGAGCGCGCUCCGUCGGCGACGCCGUCCGAUUCGUCCGACCAGCGCCCGCUGAGCCUGAUCUCCACGCUGUCCUCGGGCUCCGGGUCCUCCCGGGACGACCCCACUGCCCCCCCGCCGCCGCCGCCACAGUCCCAGGACACUGCGCUCAGCCUUGAGGGGGAGGAGCCUCCUGACAGGAAGGGGCGGGGCCUCGGCCUGGAGCUCAACAACAACAACAACACGGACGACUCAGAAAGCCCGGCAACGUGGGGAGAGAACAGAACAUGA
Perca flavescens (yellow perch) is the source of this 472-nucleotide messenger RNA. RefSeq names its product hepatoma-derived growth factor-related protein 2-like. The coding region runs from base 119 to 472 and encodes 117 amino acids. The transcript is spliced from 4 exons. NCBI's taxonomy places the organism in Eukaryota, Metazoa, Chordata, Actinopteri, Perciformes, Percidae. The record is from RefSeq and is a predicted model, not a curated record.